This is a messenger RNA of Micromonas commoda, 1161 nucleotides long. RefSeq lists its product with no specific name. Lineage: Eukaryota; Viridiplantae; Chlorophyta; Mamiellophyceae; Mamiellales; Mamiellaceae. The transcript is spliced from 2 exons. Gene Ontology annotation, cellular component: extracellular region. The record is from RefSeq and is a predicted model, not a curated record. The coding region runs from base 1 to 1161 and encodes 386 amino acids. Gene Ontology annotation, molecular function: hydrolase activity.
AUGCGCUUCCUGGCUCUCGCGUUCGCGAUCAUACUCUCCCACGCGCCGCGCGCAUAUGCCGGCAGUCUGGGCGCGCAAGGCGGCGAUGCGCCUGAGGAACCCUUUCUCAGCCUCAUGGGAAGAACGAAACUUCGCGUGCCUAUCGCCACCACCACCGACGUCGACGUCUUCGCCUCUAGCUCUUAUUCCGCGUCCGCGUCUCCCGGCGCGCCCCUCCUCGUGUUCCUUCACGGCUUCUGCCUUCCCGACGCGGAGCAGCAAUCGUACUCGGUGAACGCCUUGCGCUAUAACGCGGGCGGGGGUCAGAUACCACGGCAACAGACGCUCUCGCAGUUCAACGCAGACUGGUCGCUCGACGUGGCGGAACGAGGGCCGUUCCUCUACGCCGCGCCCACCGCGCCGCACUUCACACGCAAGUGCGCGCUGUGCAACAUCGGCUUGGACUCCCCGAACGCCGGUGACAUGCUCACCGUGAGGUUCAUAAACAGCACGCUCGAGCGAGUAGCACCCGCGUGGCACUGCCCGGCUUGGGACGGCUCGGACGCGUGCUGCAACCCGGAGUUCUCAGGCGCCAGCGAUGACGUCGAGUACGUGCUCCAACUCGUCGACGCGAUCAAGUUCCGGCACAACGUCGACCCGGACAGGGUCUACCUCUUCGGCAUCGCCACCGGAGGGUUCAUGGCCAAUCGAAUCGCGUGCCAAGCCCCGGAGUCGUUCGCGGGGAUCGCGACCUUCGCGGGGAGCGUCUGGGCGGAAAAAUCGAGGUGCGACCCUCCCGCAGGUGCAUCCACCAACGUGCUCAACAUACACGGAGAUGCGGACCUGACGGUGCCCAUCGAGGGCGGCGUAAACUUCGCGGGAGUGCCCUUCCCGGGGCAAAACAAAACCGUCGACACCUUCGCGACGACCUUCGGGUGCGAGCCCGCGAUCGCGUCGCCCCCGGGGACGGUGACGCUUCCAGUCGGCGACGGCUCCGCGCAGCGCGAGGUGGACGCGAGAGUGGUCACGUUCGGCGGGUGCGCCAACGGCGUCGAGGUGGAGCAGUGGACCCUGCCGGGCGUGGACCACUUCAUGGAAAAUCCCACAUCCUACGCCAUGUUCGACGCGGCGCUGGAAUGGCUCGCGUCCAAAAACAGGCGCGACCAUCGAUCCGUCGCGUGA